Arvicola amphibius (Eurasian water vole) is the source of this 1952-nucleotide messenger RNA. It is a transcript of the gene Tial1, whose product is annotated as TIA1 cytotoxic granule associated RNA binding protein like 1. Bases 640 to 1701 code for a protein of 353 amino acids. Gene Ontology annotation, cellular component: cytosol. Gene Ontology annotation, molecular function: DNA binding; mRNA binding. The record is from RefSeq and is a predicted model, not a curated record. The transcript has 13 exons. Lineage: Eukaryota; Metazoa; Chordata; Mammalia; Rodentia; Cricetidae.
GACCACAAUUCCCAGAGACUUGACUUCGCGGCUUUUCUCUCUGUGUCGUGUGUCUCUUGGAGCUGGCUAGGCCACUAGGCCCACAGCGACGACGUGGUGCGUCGUAUCCAGUGUCAGGGUGUACUCUUUUGCCAGGCUUUCUGUUCUUUCAACCACUUUUGCCGGACAGGCCGUCGCAACUGGCCUGAGCAGUGACCUGGCGGGCCGCGCCUGCGCCUUGCAGCGUUUCCUGCCUGGCUGGUGGCGGCAGCCAUUUUGUUCAUCCUCCUCCUCCUCCUGCUCCUCCUGGUUGGAGCGCAGUGUCCGGAGCGGGCUGGGGGGAGCGGACCGAGAGUGGGGUUCAGUACCUUUUCCUCUGUCCCCAGCCGGAGCCCGGAGCCCCCCUCCCCUUCCUCCCCACCCCCUCCCCUCCCCAGCCCUGCCCUCCCCCUUGUCCCGGGAUCACUCCGUCGCACCCACCAUGAUGGAAGACGACGGACAGCCCCGGACUCUACACACACAAGCUAAGACAUAUGGUUCUAUCUUCAGAAAACAAUAUGGUGUUUAUAGCCUAGAUACGUAGGUAACCUCUCCAGAGAUGUGACAGAAGUCCUUAUACUCCAGCUAUUCAGUCAGAUCGGACCCUGUAAAAGCUGUAAAAUGAUAACAGAGCAACCCGAUAGCAGAAGGGUCAACUCUUCUGUUGGAUUUUCUGUUUUGCAGCAUACAAGCAAUGAUCCAUAUUGCUUUGUGGAAUUUUAUGAACACAGAGAUGCAGCUGCUGCAUUAGCUGCUAUGAAUGGCAGAAAAAUUCUGGGGAAGGAGGUCAAAGUAAACUGGGCAACAACACCAAGUAGCCAGAAAAAAGAUACUUCCAAUCACUUCCAUGUGUUUGUUGGGGAUUUGAGUCCAGAAAUUACAACAGAAGAUAUCAAAUCAGCAUUUGCCCCCUUUGGUAAAAUAUCGGAUGCCCGGGUAGUUAAAGACAUGGCAACCGGAAAGUCCAAAGGCUAUGGUUUUGUAUCUUUUUAUAACAAACUGGAUGCAGAAAAUGCAAUUGUGCAUAUGGGGGGCCAGUGGUUGGGAGGUCGACAAAUCAGAACCAAUUGGGCCACACGUAAACCACCUGCCCCUAAAAGUACACAGGAAACUAACACUAAGCAGUUGAGAUUUGAAGAUGUAGUAAACCAGUCAAGUCCAAAAAAUUGUACUGUGUACUGUGGAGGGAUUGCCUCUGGGCUAACAGAUCAGCUUAUGAGACAAACAUUUUCACCAUUUGGACAAAUUAUGGAAAUUCGAGUUUUUCCAGAGAAGGGCUAUUCGUUUGUCAGAUUUUCAACUCAUGAAAGUGCAGCGCAUGCCAUUGUCUCUGUUAAUGGUACUACAAUUGAAGGACAUGUGGUUAAAUGCUAUUGGGGUAAAGAAUCUCCUGAUAUGACUAAAAACUUCCAACAGGUGGACUACAGUCAGUGGGGCCAGUGGAGCCAAGUGUAUGGAAACCCACAGCAGUAUGGGCAGUAUAUGGCAAACGGGUGGCAAGUUCCUCCCUACGGAGUCUAUGGGCAGCCAUGGAACCAACAAGGAUUUGGAGUAGAUCAAUCACCUUCUGCUGCUUGGAUGGGUGGAUUUGGUGCUCAGCCUCCUCAAGGACAAGCUCCUCCUCCUGUAAUACCUCCUCCAAACCAAGCUGGUUAUGGAAUGGCCAGUUUCCCAACACAGUGAGCUGGGACUCUAAACACAGUUGUAACUCACCAUAGGCUGCAAUUUCGUAUGACACUUUGAAGACAUGAAAAGUAAACAUCGGAAAGUGAAAAUAUUUAUUUUAACAAUUGAAAUGUUGGAACCUUUAGCACAGCUUUGCUCGGGGAAGGACACGUGUCUUCUAGUUCUGCCUUUUUAAGUUUUUGUUCAUGAUGGAUAUGAACAUGAUUUUUCUUUGUGUACAAAAACUAAAAUAAAGUCAAUAAAGACAA